Molecule: messenger RNA, 1148 nt
Organism: Hibiscus syriacus
Lineage: Eukaryota; Viridiplantae; Streptophyta; Magnoliopsida; Malvales; Malvaceae
Product: signal peptide peptidase-like 4
Exons: 10
Coding region: 61-885 (274 amino acids)
Biological process (GO): membrane protein proteolysis
Cellular component (GO): Golgi-associated vesicle membrane; lumenal side of endoplasmic reticulum membrane; cytoplasmic side of endoplasmic reticulum membrane
Molecular function (GO): aspartic endopeptidase activity, intramembrane cleaving
Source: RefSeq, a predicted model, not a curated record
GUUGACAUAAAUACAAAGUCAGCAAUUCUAUUUGUUGUGGUUGCUUCAUGUUUCUUGGUCAUGCUUUACAAGCUUAUGUCAUUCUGGUUUAUUGAGGUUCUGGUGGUUCUCUUUUGCAUUGGUGGAGUAGAGGGCCUGCAAACGUGCUUGGUGACUUUAUUAUCAUGGUGUGUUAAAGGCUUUGCAGAAUCAUUUAUUAAAGUACCCUUCUUUGGAGCUGUUUCGCAUCUGACAUUGGCUGUUUGUCCCUUCUGCAUAGCAUUCGCUGUUGUUUGGGCAGUGUACCGUGUUAUCUCCUUUGCCUGGAUAGGUCAAGAUAUUCUUGGUAUUGCACUUAUAAUCACAGUCCUUCAGAUUGUUCGCGUGCCAAAUCUCAAAGUUGGUACAGUUCUUCUGGGUUGUGCUUUCUUGUAUGAUAUCUUCUGGGUGUUUGUCUCCAAAUGGUGGUUUCAUGAGAGCGUGAUGAUAGUGGUUGCCCGUGGUGAUAGAAGUGGAGAGGAUGGCAUACCAAUGUUACUAAAAAUUCCCCGGAUGUAUGAUCCUUGGGGUGGCUACAGUGUUAUUGGAUUUGGAGACAUAAUCUUACCUGGACUGCUUGUGGCAUUUUCACUAAGGUAUGAUUGGCUGACAAAAACGCCUCUUCGAGCAGGGUACUUUAUAUGGGCAAUGACUGCUUAUGGUUUAGGUCUUCUGGUCACAUAUGUGGCCUUGAACAUGAUGGAUGGACACGGCCAACCUGCUUUGCUAUACAUUGUUCCUUUCACACUCGGUACCUUUAUUACAUUGGGGAAGAAGAGGGGUGAUCUCAAAACUCUCUGGACACGAGGAGAACCGGAAAGGCCUUGUCCGCAUGUCCAACUUCAGCCCUUAGAAGAAAAAGACUAAUGGUCCUGAACAAUAAGUACCUCAAAUGUGUGCCAGUACCAGUUGAUAAACUUUUUCACCCUUCUAGGUUGUAGAGAAGCAUGUAAUAUUUGCAGUAUAGUUAUUACAACACGUUUAGAAAUUAACCAGUAACAAACUAGUUUGAAGCUAGUUCACGGCUAAUUUCAUAGAAGCUUUACCUUGUAUCGUGCUGACGUAUCGGUUCCACGAACCUCUUUUCAACAUGAUCGUUAUAAUAUCGAGUUUUUCUGCACUUACCUACA